AUGGUCUGGGGACACCCUGUGGGCACCCUGUGGACACCCCAAGGUCACUCCACAGCUCCAUGGACACCCCAUGGAUGCCCCAUGGACACCCCACAGCCUUGUGGACACUCCAAGGCCACCCCACGGUCCUGUGGAUGCUCCAAGGCCCCGUGGACACCCCAUGGACACCCCACGGCCCUGUGGACACUCGAAGGCCCUGUGGACACUCCAAGGCCACCCCACAGCCCCGUGGACACUCCAAGGCCACCCCACGGUCCUGUGGACACCCCAUGGACACGCCACGGCCCUGUGGACACCUCGAGGCCACCUCACGGCCCCGUGGACACUCCAAGGCCACCCCAUGGUCCUGUGGACACUCCAAGGCCCCGUGGACACUCCAAGGCCACCCCACGGUCCUGUGGACACCCCAUGGACACCCCACGACCUUGUGGACAUCCCAUGGCCCCGUGGACACUCCACGGCCCUGUGGACACUCCAAGGCUGCCCCAUGGCCCAGUGGACACCCCACGGACACCCCACAGCCUCGUGGACACUCCAAGGCCUCGUGGACACUCCAAGGCCACCCCACGGCCCCGUGGACACCCCGAGGCCACCCCACGGUACGAAGGGAGCGGGACCCUCGUGGUUCCCCAGGUACGGCCGGACCCCAUCCCCGUCCCCGUCCCCGCCGGCGCUCCGUGUGCCCGGACACGCGGCCGGCGGCGGCCGUGGGGCCCUUCCCACGCCCUGCCCGAGCCCCGGGGCCCCGGCCGGACCUGUCGGACGAGUCCCGGGGCCCCUCCCGGCGCCCCGAACCCCGUGGGCGGCUCCGACCGCUCUUCCCACCGGGAGCGCCGGGCUCGGCUUUUCCCGGGAUAAACCGGGCCUGGGGUGGGGAGGGAGGGAGGAGGGGGGCAUUGGAACCCCCCCCCCCCCCCCAAAAAAAAAACCCCCAAAAUCCGGGGUUUUCCCACGCGCUGGCGCGUGGGGGGCUCAUCCCAGUGCGGCCGGACCGGCCGGGAUCCCCUCCCCCACCCCCCGAAAUUCCCGGGAUUGCCCCCAAAAAUCAUCCCCCCUCCCCAAUCCCGAAUCGUAUUAAACCGGCGUUUUUCCAGA
Messenger RNA from Corvus hawaiiensis (hawaiian crow), 1095 nucleotides. RefSeq names its product basic salivary proline-rich protein 2-like. NCBI's taxonomy places the organism in Eukaryota, Metazoa, Chordata, Aves, Passeriformes, Corvidae. The transcript has 2 exons. The record is from RefSeq and is a predicted model, not a curated record. The coding region runs from base 1 to 858 and encodes 285 amino acids.